AUGGCUGGAACCCAGUCCGCACCAGAGUCUGUCAACCGCUUCUGCUACCAGUAUCUCCAACUCGAGCCAACACUUGAAUAUCCUACCGCGGAAAUUACUCGCGAAUCAUCUGCGCAAGACGCGAUUUAUAAGAAACUCUUCUCGGAAGAGGGCCCUCGUUACAGUCCUCCUGCAAGGUAUCGCCUCCGGGUUCUGAAGGAGCUGGUAGCAAGAAUAGAGUCUAGCAUCGAUGACUGGGACCAACAUGAAGUUUCCGAGGAUCUCAUGACUGCCUUGUCCGAAUCUCUCGCAACUCCAGUCCCGUCCGAGAUGUCCUCAGCUCAGCAGAAAUCCUACGUCACGUAUCACCUGAGUGGUCUUGAGCAGAGCCUCCGGCCACAGCAGUCGCCUCCGCCUGACAUCACACUGCUUGAGGCCCGCUCGCUGAUCUCUGCCUCUGGCACCACGGGUCUCCGAACAUGGGAAGCCGCGCUGCACCUCGGGCAAUUCCUGUGCGAGAACCCAGAUCUCGUUCAAGGAAAGCGAGUCCUCGAACUCGGAGCAGGUACUGGAUACCUGGCGAUCCUCUGUGUCAAACAUCUCGGCUCCACGCAUGUUGUAGCUUCCGAUGGAUCUGAUGAUGUGAUCAAUAACCUCCCAGAGAGCUUCUUCCUCAACGACCUGCAAGAAAGCACACUCAUCAGGCCAAUGGAAUUGCGAUGGGGUCAUGCUCUCGUAGGGACAGAGGACCAGAAGUGGAACAACGGCGAGAACGUUGACGUGGUAAUCGGAGCAGAUAUCACCUAUGACCAGAGCAUCAUCCCGGCUCUUAUCGCAACCGUCGAGGAGCUGUUUGCCUUAUUUCCUGCCGUGCAAGUUUUGAUAUCCGCGACGCAGCGGAACGAGGUCACAUUCGAGGCCUUUUGCAAUCGUUGCCGUCAGCGCGAGAUGGACUUGAGCUACGUCGAUUUUCCUAUACCACCGAGGGAACAGCAAAAAGGUCCAUUCUACAACGACAGCGUACCUAUUCGGAUUUGUCGAGUCUCGGCACCACCGAUCGCCAGAUCAAUGUGGUGA
Molecule: messenger RNA, 1056 nt
Organism: Colletotrichum phormii
Lineage: Eukaryota; Fungi; Ascomycota; Sordariomycetes; Glomerellales; Glomerellaceae
Product: putative methyltransferase-domain-containing protein
Exons: 2
Coding region: 1-1056 (351 amino acids)
Source: RefSeq, a predicted model, not a curated record